CCGGGGGAUACAGCUGCACGUUUUCUCGUAUGUUUGGCAGAGUAGUUUGUGCCAUAGUCACCUGUGUCUUUUCGAUAGUUGGUUCUGUGGUAGGGGCCAUCACUGGAGCUCUGAUAGGCCUAGCGACCGAGAGCGGUUUGCUGCGAGGAGCUGGAAUUGGAGCUACUUCUGGGGCUGUCUUCUCCAUUGAAGUAGUCGAAUCAUCUCUCGAUCUAUGGAACUCCAGGGAAUCAGGGAUCUGGAGCAUUCUCUACGUGGAUCAUAUAAUCUAAUAGUAAUCUCCGAUCUCUUCAAUGGAAACCGAUCAAGAAAAGGUUGGAACAACAGUGCAGAGUGCAAUCCAGAGUCAGAUGAGUGCUCUCAGUUUCCACUUCAUGGAGAGUGCUGAUUUCUUCGAGAUCGGCGGGGGCGUCAGAGGACUGUCGAUCGAUGCAGUGGAGAAACUUCCGAAGGUUAAGAUUGCUGCUGAAGACAAUGUCGACGCUGCAGGGGAUAAAAUCUGCUGCUCGGUCUGUCUGCAGGACUUCCAAACUGGAGAAAUGGUGAGGAAGUUGCCCAACUGUCAGCAUAUGUUCCAGUCGCCAUGCAUUGAUAGCUGCUGGCUCGUCAGGAAUGGCUCUUGUCCGCUGUGUAGGAGAGACAUAUAG
This is a messenger RNA of Musa acuminata AAA Group (dessert banana), 647 nucleotides long. RefSeq names its product NEP1-interacting protein 1. The record is from RefSeq and is a predicted model, not a curated record. NCBI's taxonomy places the organism in Eukaryota, Viridiplantae, Streptophyta, Magnoliopsida, Zingiberales, Musaceae.